Molecule: messenger RNA, 897 nt
Organism: Racocetra persica
Lineage: Eukaryota; Fungi; Glomeromycota; Glomeromycetes; Diversisporales; Gigasporaceae
Source: the annotation of a GenBank genome assembly
GCUUAUGUUCAUCCUGAAUAUUUCAAGAGAAAUCCCAAAACUUGUGCUCCCGUCUUUAUAUCUGCAACUCAUGAAAACAGUGCCAUAGGACAGAUGACUCUAUAUCAAGAUACUGAUGGGAAUACCUGGGUCCAAGGGGCCUACCAAUCUGGAUUCCAUGAUGAAAAAGAUUGGAGCUAUGUGUGGACUAUAAAAAAUGCUUGUGGAGAUGUGAUCUACAACAUUUCAGAUACCAUUGAAAUAAAAUAUUUUAAGGGUACUGCAUGCGAUGCAGCUCCUGGUGGACCAGUUUGGAGAAAAAGGAACGGUAAAAGUGGCGACGAUUGUAGAGAACAUAUUGGUGAAUGGGGAGUCAAAAACUGGAUUACUAAAAUUACAGAUUUGACAUGGAGCUGUGACGGCAAAGGAAUCAAACACCAAACUUGUAGCGGCAAAGACAUUUAUAAAGACAUGGUCCCUAAAUAUUUACUUUAUGGACAUGACGCUAAACAUGAUAAACGUAACCCUGGAAAUCCUGCUCCAAUUAAUAUUAAUGACGAAGUAUUACCAAGAAGACUUUCGGAUAUAGUAAAAAAACGUCAGGGUGGCACGUCAACAUUUCCUGCUCCAAUUAAUGUUAACAACGACGGAAACGUUAUUAACCCUCCGGCCAAUAAUCCACCGGCGGCCAAUCCCAAUCCACCGGCCAAUAAUCCACCGGCAAAUAAUCCACCGGCAAAUAAUCCACCGGCUAAUAAUCCACCGGCCAAUAAUCCACCAGCCAAUAAUCCACCGGCGAAUCCAACAGAUGCUCCGGCAGCGACAGAUACUACAGCUCCAGGCACAACCCUUACAACGACCAUUACAACAACUGUUACAUCAACCGUUCCGUUACCACCACCUGCAACUUCGACCUAA